Penicillium brasilianum is the source of this 1305-nucleotide messenger RNA. NCBI's taxonomy places the organism in Eukaryota, Fungi, Ascomycota, Eurotiomycetes, Eurotiales, Aspergillaceae. The record is from the annotation of a GenBank genome assembly.
AUGCUGGCUGAUUCGAUUGGAAACCAGCUUGCGGGAGGCGACGCACCGAAACUCCGAACCGCAUGCGAGAAUUGCAGACAAUCCAAGGUCAAGUGCAAUUUGUCCGGCAAGAACGUGUGCACUCGCUGUCUUCGGAAUGGACUACAGUGUCAAUAUGGAUUCGCAAAUCGCUCCGGUAAACCCAAGGGAAGUAAAAAUCGGGCGACGCUGAGGAAACUGGGCCAAUUACCGGAGGAAAAGCCCCCUGCUCGGGGAUAUCGUGGUGGCCGUCUGGGGCACCCUGUUGUAGAUCACGAGCCGUUGGUGAACGCGGGCUAUCAGAUGCAAAUGGGUGAGGGACUGAUAGAUGAUGAUGUCUGCUUGAUUUCGGGCCCGCCCAGUCUUUGGGAUAGCCCGCGAGGCCUGAGUACCGUAUCUCUGGAAACGCCUAUAUGUCCCUCGCAGAUGACAUCGGUGGGUGGCUCGCCCUUUGCCGACUUUAUGGAUGCUUGCCCUCCCUUCUCCAUCAGUCUGGGAUACCCGCAAACUCCAGUGACACCCACUUUUCUCGCAUCGGAUCCACUGGGAGAUGACAUAACAAGCCCAACACUUAGUGGCUCGGUGGCCUCUCCGUACCCAGGACUAGUAUCGUGUGAAUGUGUUGACAUGCAGUUGUUUCAUAUGAACCGACUGAACCAACUCAUAGCCGAGUCCCAGACACUCCGCUUCGACCAGAGCUUGCAGGCAAUCAAAGCGACUUUUUGCGCCGGCAGAAUUUUUCUACGGUGCGGGAUAUGUGCCAAGGACAGUUCCAAUCUGCUGCUCCUCAUUUCCGUUCUCAAUUUGACCCUGCAGCUAUUCGAAUAUUGGAUAUCGCGGGAGGCUUCUCGAGUGCCACGAGCGGAUCACGGAGUCGAUAUUAGAUACGGAUACUACGAGGUCCAUCACGAGGAGAACCUACAGAUACGGACAUUCUUAUUACGGAGUCUACUCCUGCAGUGUAGAGAGUUACUCUCACUGCUAUCGACGACUGUCAAUACCUCCUCUCUGGACGUUGAGAACUCUGCCGUGGCCGGGACAACUACUGGAGAAACCGAACACCAGCCCUGGUCGUCUCCAGGUAGUCUAUGUACCCCAUUCCCCGACCUUGAUCCCGCGUUGUUGAAUCAUGGUGAUUCUGAGAGCAAGUGCCUGCUGCCGAUCGUCACGGGUUACGAAGCAACUGUGGAUGUAUUCCUUCAGGCCGUGUCGACGAACGAGUGCAUUUGUGGAUCCAAGUUUCAAGAUGAACCUCUUGAGUUAUCUUGCUUGGACAUAUCGUUAUGA